GGAGGGAAUAGGGCGGGUGGGCGCCAGCGGCGCACGGCGGGACCCACGGAGCCCCGCGACCCGCCGAGCCUGGAGCCGGGCCGGGCCGGGGAAGCCGGCCCCAGCCCGGAGCAAACUUCGCCGCCGGGCGGGGGGUGGCGGGGACCCCGUCCGGAGCCCGAGGAGGGAGCGGCUGCGGGCCCUCCCGCCUCUGCUCCCGCGUCUCCCGGCACCAUGCUGUCCAACUCCCAGGGCCAGACCCCGCCGGUGCUGUUCCCCAACCCGCCGCCGCCGCCGCCGCCGCAGCCCCCCGCCCCGGCCCAGCUGCCGACGCAGAUCCCGCAGCAGUUUCCCCAGUUCCACGUCAGGUCGAGCCUGCAGAUCAAGAAGAACGCCAUCAUCGACGACUACAAGGUCACCACCCAGGUCCUGGGGCUGGGCAUCAACGGGAAAGUUUUACAGAUCUUCAACAAGAGGACCCAGGAGAAAUUCGCCCUAAAAAUGCUUCAGGACUGCCCCAAGGCCCGGCGUGAGGUGGAGCUGCACUGGCGGGCCUCCCAGUGCCCGCACAUCGUGCGGAUCGUGGAUGUUUAUGAGAAUCUCUAUGCCGGGAGGAAGUGCCUGCUGAUCGUCAUGGAGUGUUUGGAUGGCGGAGAACUGUUUAGCCGAAUCCAGGACCGAGGAGACCAAGCGUUCACAGAAAGAGAAGCAUCAGAAAUCAUGAAGAGCAUUGGUGAGGCCAUCCAGUAUUUGCACUCAAUCAACAUUGCUCAUCGGGAUGUCAAGCCCGAGAAUCUCUUAUACACCUCUAAAAGGCCCAACGCCAUUCUGAAACUCACUGAUUUUGGCUUUGCCAAGGAAACCACCAGCCACAACUCGUUGACCACUCCUUGCUAUACACCGUACUACGUGGCUCCAGAAGUGCUGGGCCCAGAGAAGUAUGACAAGUCCUGUGACAUGUGGUCCUUGGGUGUCAUCAUGUACAUCCUGCUGUGUGGGUACCCGCCCUUCUACUCCAACCAUGGCCUCGCCAUCUCUCCGGGCAUGAAGACUCGCAUCCGGAUGGGCCAGUAUGAGUUUCCCAACCCAGAAUGGUCAGAAGUGUCAGAGGAAGUGAAGAUGCUCAUCCGGAACCUGCUGAAAACAGAGCCCACUCAGAGAAUGACCAUCACAGAGUUUAUGAACCACCCCUGGAUCAUGCAAUCAACAAAGGUCCCUCAAACCCCACUGCACACCAGCCGGGUCCUGAAGGAGGAUAAGGAGCGGUGGGAAGAUGUCAAGGAGGAGAUGACCAGUGCCUUGGCCACAAUGCGUGUCGACUAUGAGCAGAUCAAGAUAAAAAAGAUUGAAGACGCAUCCAACCCUCUGCUUCUGAAGAGGCGGAAGAAAGCUCGGGCCAUCGAGGCCGCGGCCCUUGCUCACUGAGUCCCUUAGCCCAUCCUGCUCCACUGGAGGACAAGCAAUAACUCUCGACCUGGAUUUAUUUUUUAAAUGAAGAGACACGGAGCUGUCCGCUGCUGCCUCCCCUCCUCAGCUGCAUGGAACCCGGAGCCUUGUGAGAGGCUAAAUUCUGCCUUUGAUUCUGGCCACCCCAGAGAGGGAGAGGCUGGGAGGUCGGGAGGGCAUGGAGAGAAGGGAGCAAGAUGCUCUUGAACCUGUGCUCAUUUUGCAGUUUUAUCAGUAAUUUGACUUAGAAUUUUUAUGAAACUUCUUUUGUUCUUCCCCCACUCCUCCUCUCUUUCCCAACCCCCUUCCUCUUGUUAAAAGGUGUUUGUGGAAACUGUUAUUGGGAGUG
Molecule: messenger RNA, 1774 nt
Organism: Hipposideros armiger (great roundleaf bat)
Lineage: Eukaryota; Metazoa; Chordata; Mammalia; Chiroptera; Hipposideridae
Gene: MAPKAPK2
Product: MAPK activated protein kinase 2
Exons: 10
Coding region: 214-1404 (396 amino acids)
Biological process (GO): protein phosphorylation
Molecular function (GO): ATP binding; protein kinase activity
Source: RefSeq, a predicted model, not a curated record